AUGACUGUAUUUUCUAGGUUUUCAGCGUUUACAAGCAAACAUCCUGUAAUACGAGGAAUGCUUUCUUAUGGAAUUAUCUGGCCUACAUCUUGUAUUAUUCAACAGACCAUAGCUGGAAAAACUUGGGAAAACUAUGACUGGUUACAUGCUUUAAGAUUCAGUUUGUAUGGUGGCUUGUUUACUGCUCCUACUCUUUAUGGCUGGAUAAGGAUAUCAUCAAUAGUGUGGCCAAAGAGCACCCUUAAAUCGUCGAUUACUAAGGCUGUUACAGAACAAUUUACCUAUGGUCCACUAGCCCUAAUAUGCUUCUUCUUUGGCAUGAGUUUACUGGAGGGUAAGAGCAUUGAAGAUGCCAAACAGCAGGUUAAGGAUAAAUUUUUUCCAACAUGGAAGGUUGGUGUUUGCGUUUGGCCAGUUUUGCAAACAGUGAACUUCUGCUACAUCCCUGAGAAAAACAGAGUACCUUUUGUCAGUGCCUGCAGUUUGUUGUGGUGCUGCUUUUUGGCAUACAUGCAUGAACUUCAAUUGAAACAGAAAGAAUUAGAAAUAUCUCAAUUACAACUAUUAAAACAAUAA
Molecule: messenger RNA, 576 nt
Organism: Diabrotica balteata
Lineage: Eukaryota; Metazoa; Arthropoda; Insecta; Coleoptera; Chrysomelidae
Source: the annotation of a GenBank genome assembly